AUGGUUGAGGUGGGGUCGGAGUUUAUGACCCUUGCGAUGUUCGAUAUUGCUACUGCGGGGCAAAGAAGAGAAGGAGAGUUGAAACACAGCAGGCAAAUCAAAACUUUUCUCGCCACGAAGAGUAAUAAGAGAAGAAGGAUUGAAACAAACUAUGAAAAUCGAACCUUUUUCUCACCAUUCAAGGUCGAUCUCUUUCCACACCAUUCAACAAAGAUGACAGUCUUGGAAUCACCAACCGCUAUCGAUGAGUCUACCAACGAUAAUGGAACACUUUUCUCGGCACAUUUGAUGGAAAACAAUGGUGAUAGUGCUACCGAUCAACUUGUGCCUGUCUUUGACGCCUUGGAAUCUGAAAAUUUUACUCUCGGUUCAAGAUCCUCUCGAAGUGAUGCGAAAAAGGCAUUUGGUGUUAGUCAGCCUUCUACAUACGACGGAAGUGGGGAUGGGCCGCUUUUGUUAGCACUGCUGAUGGGAAAUAACAACAAUAACGCCAAUGCCGCGGCUCAGCCCGCUCCAGAGAAUGCUGUUUCUGAUACCUUGAAUCCUAACCAUUUUGCUCUCGAGCUAACCUCCGCUGAAAAUGGAGAAGAAGAAAUUGACAACAACCCAUCCUCAAUCGACGGCGAGGAUGGACCACUCUUGUUCGGACUCUUGUUGAACAAUCAGAAUAACAACAAUGGGACCGACCCUAGAUUGAAUAAUGCACGACCGAGUGAUACCUUGGAUCCGAGAGACUUCGCUCUUGAGUUGAAGACUGUUGAGGGUCAAUCCGCCGACGGCGAGGAUGGACCACUUCUCCUGUCACUAACUACCGUUAAGACCCCCACAAAAGCAUUCAGCGCUGUUCCCGACACUUUGGAUCCUAGGAGUGUUGCCUUAGAAUUGAAGUCUGCAGUGGCCAAUGAUAAUGUAAAUAUCAAUGAGUCAUCUGUCGAGGUCGGUGGUGAUGGGCCACUUCUAUUCGCAUUGUUAUUGAACAAUCAAAACAACAACAAUUGUAUCAGCAACAUUCCAAACAACAACAACAACAACAACAACGACAACAAGGGUGCCGAAUCCAAAAAUAAUAACGCGAUUUCAGAUACUUUGGAUCCCAGAAUUGUUGCCUUGGAAUUGAAGCCUGGAAUAUUUGAUGAUGUAAAUGUCAAGGAUUCAUCCGUUGAAGGCGGUGGUGAAGACGGUCCACUUUUGUUCACAUUGAUGCUCAGCCAGAACACUAAUCCUGAAGCUGGCAGAGCUGAUGUUGGAGCCAUACCAGAUUCGUUGAGCCCUACAGAUGUCGCUCUGGAAUUGCCAGAGUUGUAUUCCUCCGGGGAAACUAUCACUGAAGCGAUUCCCGAUGUCUUGGAGAUGAAAACUCAGUUACUAGAGUUGCAUCCUUCUAAAGAUGCUAUUACAGAAGCUAUUCCAGACGUUUUGGAGAUGAAGACUCAACUGCUAGAGUUACAUUCGCCAGGAGAUGACGAGGCCAAUAGCAUCCCCAUCAUGUUAAAGGUGAACUCUCAAGCUCAAAAAGCUCAAAUACUGGCAAUGCUUCAAGGUCGUUCAAUUCCAAUAGCCAUCGCUUCCAAUGGUACCAAUGGGGUUUUUGCGAAUGAAACACUUGACAGAGCGCAAGUCACCGCUGUCAAUUUGCAAUUCACGCCCCACGUUGCUCUCAACGAGGCGAAAUCUGGUAAUUUGAGCGACGAGCAACUACAGUUUUGGAGAGAAAAUGGAUAUCUCGUCAUUCCAGAUACACUAUCAGACAGCCAAAAAGAUCACUUGCUUAAGACUGUGCAUGAAGCAGCGCAAGUACUUGCUGGCGGCGGCGAGAGAGUACAGAAACAUGCCUAUCUCCCAGGACAGAAAUCUUACGUGAGUCCUGUGGGUCGAGCAAUCGCCACAUUGAGUGAACAUGGCUUCAACCCCGACGUCGAACCCCUAAAACGUAUCCAACGUAUCGGCUGCGGAAUCCACCGCGUCAUGCCCCCAUUCCGAAAAGCCAUCCUCAGUCCCUUCCAUUCCACACUCGCCAAAUCCCUCGGCUACAAAGACCCACGCAUAUACCAGAGUCUAAUCAUCGUCAAAGCCGCCGAGGUCGGUGCACGUGUGAUUCCUCACCAAGAUGGCUGUUCGGGAUUCACAAAUCCAUCGAGUUGUACGACUUUCUGGUAUGCGCUUGAAGAUUGUUCGACGGAGAAUGGGUGCUUGGCGGUCGCGCCGGGUAGUCAUCGUGUACAACCCAUUACGAGACGCUGUAUCACUAAUGGGAAUGGACAACCAGAGUUUACUGAUUUGGAAAAGCCGGUUUAUGCGCACAUUGAAGGGGUAGAUGAUUCGACUCUGCCAAAGAAGAAUGAGAAGGGAGAGUUUGAAUAUAAGAAGUUGGAGGUGAAAGCAGGAACUUUGGUAUUGAUGCAUGGUAAUCUGAUGCAUAAGAGUGAGGCGAAUCAAAGUAGUAAGAGCCGUGUUGCGUUCAAUUUUGGGGUCGUGGAGGGUGAACACGGGUGGCUAGAAGAUAACUAUCUUCAGCCCUGUGAAGGAACGACAGCGUUUGAGAACUUGUGA
Messenger RNA from Botrytis fragariae, 2550 nucleotides. RefSeq names its product putative phytanoyl- dioxygenase family protein. The coding region runs from base 1 to 2550 and encodes 849 amino acids. The record is from RefSeq and is a predicted model, not a curated record. The transcript has 3 exons. NCBI's taxonomy places the organism in Eukaryota, Fungi, Ascomycota, Leotiomycetes, Helotiales, Sclerotiniaceae.